CCAUGCCACGCCCAACAUCAGGCACACACACGUCAGCUUAGGAGGCCCUAGAAAUGUCGAUCGAAUGGAAGGAAGAGGCAGCCAGGCAAGUGGGUGAAUGAGUGAAUGAGGGCGCCGGCGCAUGACAGCACACCAUGAGCAUGGGCAUGAGGAUGACCAUGGAUGGAUGCUGCGAGUGAGUCGAGGACGCGCAGCCUGCCUGUCGCACUCAAAUCAGGUGGUGCGACGGCAGACAGGCGACGGUCGCUCGGGAAAACUCUAGCGCACGACGCGACGCGCACACACAAACGACCGACCAUGCCUCUCUCUUAUUCUCGUUGUCUUCCUUCUUUCAUGUCAUGCGGCUGAAAAAUCCGCCCGCCUCCCGGCCCCCAACACAACAAAACCCAACAAGCCCACCAGGUGUCAUGCCAUGUCAUGUGAUGGAUGCCAUGAAAUGUAUGUCAUCGUUGUCACAAAGAGGGUAUGGUGUAGCUAGACGAAGAAGAAAGGGCUUACGAUUAGAUUGCGCACAUGACAUGAAACUGCGUCACAGCCAUGCAUGAGUAAGUGAGCGAGCAAGCACACACAGACAGACAGACAGCAAGUGAGAGAAGGAAGAGACUGACUGGUCAGUCAGUCGACUAUCGAUGGUGUGGAUGGAUGGAUAGAUGGAUGGAAUGACAUGCAUGGAAUGGAUGGAUCAAAAAAGGGCUCUCAAGUCAUUGGAAGCCCGGCUGCGCGUGCGCAUCUUUCCUCUGUGCACCAUCACCCAUCCUGCGCCAGUGACCAGCAGCCCCCUCUGGUGAGAGCAGCUGCCACUGACGCCAAGAUGGGCAAUGGCGCACGAGAGGUAGAUCGACACGCAACAACCACUCACAGCCAACAGUCAAGGCCAUUCAGGCAGGAACACUCAAACCUCUCAUCUCCGCCUGUCUUUCGCUUCAUGUGCCGGGUCUCUCUGUGCCGGUCGCCUCCUCCAACUCAACCUCAUCUGAUCACGAUGGUGUCACGUGACCAGCCAGAGGAUGGGCUGACGGGAAUGAUGGACACAGAGAGACGCACAAAGCGAUUGCUGCAAAACCCUCACUCAAGAGGGGCAAAAUGACACCAUUUCCACCACCACCACCAGCACCACCACCACCCCAUCAGCCAGCAGACGACGACCCGACCACUCGACAAGACGACAGACGACGCACGACGCACGACACACGACAACACACGACCGACCGACGACCGACAGCCAGACCCCCUCACCUCACCCAGCCCACUUCCCCCAUCCAUCCCAUCAGAGUGAACGCUGUCCGCGUUGGCUGUAACUAACGAGUGAUGCACACCACACACCUGCCAUACGACCACACACCACAUCACCACGCCGGCCGCACCACACCAAACAUGCAUGCCACACACAACACAACACAGACAGACACAGGGAGAUAGAAAUAUAAAGCCGGUCGGUCACACACCAGACCACCCUCCCGCGCAAAGAAGAAAGGAAGAAGGCAGGCAACGGGGCUCACUCGACAGGCGAACCACAGGCGCCGCGAUUGAAUUUCCCGCCUGCCUGCCUGUGCCACUCCACCCAGCAACCUGCUCUGAUGCAAUGCCGUCACACAACACCAGAGGCCGUUGCCGGGAGGAAUGGCAGGCAGGCUGGCGGCAAAACAAUCGCAGCCCAUGAUAGAACCGAUGCUCGUUGUCGGCCUGCCUGUCUGGUUGCAUCUGUCCAUUCAAAAAUCACUUGUAGAGUCUUUCUCUCUCAGAAUGAGCCAGGGGAGGGGAAAGGAACAAGCGAUCCAACCAACAGGCACACAGGACAAUGAAGAGAGGCUAGAGAGAAGGGCUGGGGGUGGGCCGGGGGCGGGUGGGGUGGCGCUUAAAGGAAGAAAGAUGCUCGCCACGCACAGGGUGGACGCGCCGACAACAAAUAGAUAGAUAGGUCAAGAAAGAAAGACGUGAGCGACCAACAAGGCAACUGACUAAACCAGCAAUCAAUCAAUCAAUCCAUCCACACAAACACACAGGCAGGUCGCGUCCUCCACGCCUCACCUCGCACCACACAGACACGCGCACACACACACACUUUUCUGUCUUUCCUCCGCUGCGCUCACACCCGUCGUCUCGCGUUUCCCGACGGGCAAAUCAUAGCUCUCCCCUCUCAGCCAGUAGCCAGCCCACCAGGCGCACACACACGUCCACGCAGCACAUGCACACAUUUUCACGCAUAUGCACACAUAACAUACACAGAUGGUCUCAACUCGCAGCCACAUGGUGGCCCGAGGAUCGAAAAAAGGGCUGCAUUUCUGCAUCCAUACUGCUUUCCUUGAUGCAUCUGAGCAGCCCUGCCCACGCCACACCCGCCACACCCACACGCAUAUGCACCACUUCACUCCAUCACAGACACCCACCGAUCCCAGCCAUCCGGCCGCCCAAAUGGAGCGAGCGGACCAGACAGAGAGACCGACGGGCAGACGGCGGCAGUGCACUGCGGCAGGAGCAGGUAGGUCAGUUGGCGGGGCCCUUGAAAAUUGCGCCUGCGAAAAACGCCUGGGAAGGGGAGGGAGGGGGUGGAUAUGUAUUGAUAUGUAUCGGUAUGGGCAGCCAUCCAUCCAUCCAUCCAUCCAGGCAGGCAGGCAGGCACCAGGCUACUGGCGCUGGACGACACGACACACACACACAUGAAGGCAUGUAGAGAGAGAGAGAGAUGAAGUAAGUGCGUGCGAUGAAUGCGAUGGAUGUCGGUAUGGCUUAUGGAUCCCUCAGGAAGAGAGCGAGGGCCAGGAAAAAGACGCACGGCUUUGUGGGGGAAUCAGCCGGCCGGAGCAACCAGACAUACACACGGACACGCAGGCAGCCACACAGACAGACAGACAGACAGACAGGCAGACAGACAGCAGGGCGGUCACACACCCUCCGAACAAAGUGGAGGUGCGACGCGCCCGCCCGACAGUCACUCACAGAGGAAGCCAUUGCAGCACCAUAGGAAUCACAGACAGACAGACAGACAGCCAGACGGACGGCCAGACAGGCGGACGAUACAAAUUAGCACCGCAGCGUACCACUCACACAACACAGCACAAGCAAGCAGACAGACAGACAGACGGACGGAAGGCCCCCACACUGCUGUUUGUUCUCAGUUACCUGGCUUAGUAUCUAUCGCCAGCCAAAGUGAGUAGUGAGUAGCGUAGCAGCCGAACCAGCCCAGCCCCCUCUCUCACCCCAUCCCUCACCCUUCCCACCCCCCCACCAUGAGCACGGACGCACGGACGCGACAGUCCCCCCCUCUGUGAGGCAUCGUCACGCCUCAGCAAGUAGGUCGAAAAAAGCGGGAUAGAGACCAUCCAUCCAUCCAUCCAUUACGCCAUGUUUGGCAUGAGCGGUGGUUGGUGCUGCCCGACGCGGCAGUCGGCCUGCCACUGGCAGUAGCCGCACCCACACGACUCGCCGCCGCACCGGCCGUAGAAGUCGUCCUCACCGCCCAGGCCUGGGCGGCCAACACUGCCACCGCCACCGCCACCAGCACGGCGCUUCCUGCACCAAACCAACACACGUAGAGAGACUGCCUGCGCGAAUGGUGGCGCGAGUGAAUGGCGCGGCGGCUCACUGACCGUUUGCUGGCCUCUGCCAUCUCUCUGAGCUGCUGCUGCUUGUUCUGUUUCUGCCGCAGGAACCGCUCCGAGAUGGCGACGGCCUCAUUCCAGAGGCCGCAGUGGACGGCCAUGCGCAGCAGCUGCGGGAUGGUGGCGCACUUGAGGCGCGCGAUACUACCGACACUGAUGUGAUGACAGACGCAACGGAUCACACACAUAGACAGACACAUGAAUGUGUGUGUGGUGGGUGGCUGGUGUCUGUGUGUGGGGAAGGGACUGACUGACUGACUGACUGACCUGCUCUUGAGGUUCUUGCAGGUCCGCAGCUUGUCGCUGAUGAGCGCCUUCAGCUCCGCCCUUCCCUGCUCACCCUACACACAACACAACACACAUGACAUCCAUCACACCCACAAGUGUGUGAAGUGCCGCUUGCCCAUUUCUAGUGUCGUCCGUCCCACUCACUCACCAGUGGCAGCUUCAUAUUCUCCUGGUAGGUCACAGUGCCCGUCGAGUCAGACACACACGGCGUCGCCACGGGCGGUGCCAUCCCCAUACCAACACCGCCCACACCCACACCCACGCUCAUAUGCAUGUCGCCGGCGUGUGUGGUGGUGGCGUGCGAUGCCGCCAGCACCGGCGCGCCAAACACACCCGACUGAGGCCGCACCUGGCGGCCCGCUGCGAUGGGCGAGAAGGAAGACGGCGGGUGGGACAUGACGAAUGGCGCCCGGCUGGGCGCCUGUGGCGAGAAUGGUGGCGUGUUGCUGGAAGGGCUGUAGCUGCCUGACGGGCUGGCGGGUGCGAUGGGCGGGAGGAAGAAUGGCGACUGGUUGUGGGUGCUGGUGUGGUUGUGGGUGCGGGGGAGUGUGUGCGGUGUGUAGGGUGCCACAGGCUGGUAGGGGAAGUGGUGGGGGAUGGGGUGGGGCAGCGGAGGGGCAGCCGCCCAGGUCGGCGUGGUGUACUGCACCUGGCUGCAGCCAUAUAUCCACAACGCAAGGAGAGCGAGACAAGGACAGGACAGGACCGAUGUGUGUGAUGUGGUUCUGUACGUCAGUUCUUUUGGUCUGUGUUUCGCAUCUGGUCUCAUCUCACCUGGCAGGUUGUGAGGGUGAGGAGGAUCCCCCUCUGUCGGAUCCCCCGUCGCUGCUCUCACUCUUGACCCGACCACCGCUGGAGUCCAGCCCCUGUGCAGGGGCAGCACCCACCCCCACCCCGCCCCACGCCUUGCCGGUCUCGUCUAUCACCUUCUCCAGAAUGCCGCGCAAGAUCUCGCACUCCUCCUCGCACACACGACGCUUCUUGGCCGCAGACGGACCCCCUCCGAGCUCACUGCUGCUGCCACUGGUGGUGGUGGUGGUGCCCUUCUCGGUUUUGAUGGCCUCCCUCUCGCGCUUCCGGUUGACGGCCUGCUCCUCGGAGCCCAGCACAUCAAGCCAUGACCGCUGCUCCGACGUGGUGGAGAGGUUGGACUCCUUCUUGGGGACGGCGAGGGGGAAGAGGGCCGAGAGGGUGGUGGUGGUGGUGGGCGGCGCUGGGGGGAGUGUGUGCUUGAUGCGAUUGGUGAGGAACGUCUCGUUGCCGGUGGCCAUGGCGUCGAUAAACGAGUUGCUCUCGAACUCGGUGAUGUCGAAAUCCAAAUCGUAGCCGAAACUGUCACACACACACACACACACAACACACAACACAAUAUCACCACAAUCACACAUCGUGAGAACACCUUGUCCCUCUUCUCCCGUGCUACGCUACCUGCCGUUGGAGAUGCGCCUGUCGAUGUCGAGGCCGUGGGCGUCGCACUUGACCACCGAGGGGUCGUGUGUGUUGUCGUCGGUCAUGCGGGAGUCGGCCGACGAGAGUGCCGGUGAGGCGGUGAGGGGGGCGUUGGCCGACUCGUUGGCCAUCUGGCUGUGGUGCACCUGCACCGCGACGCUCCUGAACACCAGAGACACAGUGAGACAUGCUGCCACUGCUCACCAACUCCUUGCUGGAGGGCUCCUUCGCCUACCAGUGGCCGGAGGCGUGGGCGAUUUUGAGCAGCUCAGCGGUCGAGCUGCGGAAGAGGACCUGCAGGAACCGUCCACAGCAGCAAAGUGACCCUCACAAGUGCCCGAGACAGAAUGUGCAAAGCCACGGCGCACUCACCACCCAGAUCUUUCUCGCCUGGCUGCCCUGCCCUCUCUCUGCCCGCCCUCCCCUGCCCUCCCACCUGCUGCAGGUUGUCGACGGUGGAGAGGUAGUCGUUGGUGGAUGCCGCCGACAGCAGAAAGUCGAUGAGCACGAACUUGCCAGCCGUGCCCAGAGACAGAUCAAUGCCGUCCUUGUAGUCGUGCUUGUCUGUGCAUUGUGGCACCGCACACACGAGCGGCGGGGUGGUGCCUGGCGUGGAUGGGGUGGUUGAUUCGGUGACGGUGGGUGCUGAGCCUUCACAGGCGGGCAUGAAAACACCGACAGAGAGAUGCGCUGGUGAGUCCAGGGGUGGGAGAUCCGCGACGCAGGGAUGCUAAGGAGCAGCAGGAGAGGCGCACACAGAGAG
Messenger RNA from Vitrella brassicaformis, 6099 nucleotides. NCBI's taxonomy places the organism in Eukaryota, Vitrellaceae. The record is from the annotation of a GenBank genome assembly.